AGAGUCCUUUCCCUGGAAUUUCCCAGGUUCUUCAAAGUAUAUAUAGGGACUGGGAGAGUGACUCCAGCUUCUUCAGAAGGUUCGCACCAGAGUGAGAGGAGCAUCCAGGCUCAGGGAGGGAACUUUGAGGAGAACAUGGAGAUCUCUACCUCCUGGGCACUGCUUCUGGUCUUGGGCACCCUCUCCGCAUGUGGGGCCCGCCCCAGAGGUCGUAUUCUGGGGGGGCAGGAUGCUCCCGCGCACCAGAGACCCUACAUGGCAUCACUGCAGAUGGAUGGGGAACACGUUUGCGGGGGCUUCUUGAUUGCAGAUCAGUGGGUCCUGAGUGCUGCCCAUUGCUUGGAGGAUGGGGGCAACGGGACUUGGGGGGUUCUCUUGGGGGCCCAUUCACUCUCGGCAGCUGAACCCAGCAAGCGUCUGUAUGGAGUCCGCCUCCUCAUCCCCCACCCUGGCAGCAGCCCAGAGACCAACCAUGAUGACCUCUUGCUUGUCCAGCUUCAAGAGCCAGCGGUCCUCAGUGAGGAUGUGAAGGUUUUGGCUUUCCAGAGCGUAGACAGAGAAGUCCCGGCGGGGACCCGAUGCGAGGUAGCUGGUUGGGGCUUCAUCAAGAACACAGGGAAGCUCCCUGAUAGGCUGCAGCACGUGGAGUUGCCCAUCAUCAGUCGAAGUGAAUGCAAUCGCCGGAUCUAUUACGGUGGCAGCAUUACGGAGAAAAUGAUGUGUGCUGAAUCAAAGCAGAAAGAUUCCUGCAAGGGAGAUUCCGGCGGGCCCUUAAUCUGUGCUGGCAUUGCCGAGGGGGUGGUUGCCACCGGCUCCCGCAGAUGCGGCAACCCGAGAAAGCCUGGAAUUUAUACCCGGAUUCCUCCUUACGUCGAAUGGAUCAGCAGCGUCCUCAGCUCUGCCAAUUAGCGGACAGGAGGCGGAGGCCACGUCUGCAAAAAUGGAGGCCUGGCCGUUGCUCACUGCCACGAAUGUAAGCUGCAAAGGGCAGUGACAGGAUGUUGCAAGAUUUAGUCCCCCGUCCGGAAAGGAAACAACUUUGGACAAGAGUUCGCAAACAUGAGCCCCCCAGAUGUUGUCAGACUACAACUCCAAUCGCCCCCAGCUGCGUGGCUGUGGAUGAUGGGGGUUGUAGUCCGACAUCUGGGGACCCACGUUUGAGAACCCAACUUUCCAUAGUAGGAAAGACAAAGUCCAGGAUGCUUGCUUCUUUAGCGACUUGUACAGGAAAUUGCUAUUUUUAUGAAGCUUCCUUUAAGUGACCAUAAACCAAGCAGAAGCGCUCUCACCCCUGGACUUCGGGGUUGAAGUCCAGGGCCUCCACAGCCCCUGGGGGGCCCCCAAAUUCUUUUUAAUCUGUCCUGGGUGGAGUGGUCAACCCACGGAGCAUGAUGAUGCUUAAUUUGCAGGUGGGAGGGUGGGGGGCUAAAAAGGCCUUUAAGUCCAGGCUCCAAAAUUACCUCCGUGCACCUCUGAAACCAAGGAGGCUUUUUUGGGAGGCUUUUUUUGGAGGAGGCUCCCCCCCCCCUUUUUUUUGAGAGCUCUGAAGUUGGGUAGGCAAGAUGUUAGCCACACAGUUCAUAUAGACGUGAAAGUUUUUACUAACAAGCAUGAAUAGCUCACUUCUACUUCCCAGCUUCUCCCACUCCCAGCCCAGUAUCAACCUUGCUUCACACUCCAAACAGUAUCUGGGGAGGGUCCCUUUCCCUCACAAAGCCAUAUCCAACCUGUAAAUUAAAAAUAUACUUUUAAAAAGAAAGGUGCAUUACCUCGUGUCUAGUCUAGUGGUCAUUUAAAAGGGGCAUUGGAGCUCCGGAUUUGCCAGAAACCUAGAGUCCGAUUUGUGGAGUGCUGGCUUCAAGUGUGGGAGCGGAGAACUUUGCACAAGCACAGAGGCACACUCUCCCCCCUUGAAGAUUGCUCCACAACUUCUGGGACGGAGCCAACAGGAUCAGGGAACCCAGAUUCUGGUUCAAACUUCUUGUGAUCGCUGAAUGGAAACUCCAUGUUCAAGGGCAGUCUACCUCUGAAUGCUAGAAGCAGGGGGCAGGCUUCCUGCCCUGCUGGCGAGUUUCCCAUUGGGCUGUCCCCUGUCGGAAAGAGGAUGCUUUGGACUGAGCCAGUAAGAGUUUUCUCGUGUUCCUAAGCCUUAAUUCUAAGUAGGUUUAGGGUGCAGUUGCUGAAUGUUGAGGGGAAAGUGCUCUGUGUAUGCUCAGAGGCCCCUUUAGCUGAUGAUGCCAUAUCUGUUCGAAGAAGGGAUGUGGGAGGAGAUGGGGCUAGGUGGGUGGGGCCAAGGGAUGGGGGUGGUCCCAACAGGACCUGAAAGGCAUGUCUGCCUGUUUUUAUUUGGGCAGUCUUAUACAAAUUAUGUCAACGUGGAGCUGGGUGAGGAAGGGAGGGUAACAAAACCACUGUCAAAAUGUUAUCUCCUUGGAGAUCUGAGCUGCCCGUGACCUACUUCAGUCUCUUUCUUUUUUAAGAACACAUUUUCCUAAAGGUAACUGAGAACAGCAGGGGAUCUGCUGUGGAGAUGGAGACAUUAAAGCUAAUGACGCCAAUUAGCCCUGCUUUCCCUUCCCAGCUUGAUGCCACUUUAAUGGCCCGGCUGUAUCCGCCAUGCCAUACAAGGCAGCAGCUACUGAGCUAGAGAGAGAGAGAGAGAGAGAGAAGAGAGAGAGAGAGAGAGAUGACUUCUGUACCGGACGCCCUGACAUUUUCUAAACCCUGCACUUGCCAAUUAAAGCUGACCUAUAACCACUCAAGAGUACAAGAUAAUUAGGAAGAGCUGCAGAGAGGAGGGCAUGUUGUAUUGGUGAGUCUUGGGUAAUCUUGCUCCUGAUUCUUCAACAUAAAAAUUUCUGCCCCUAUGCCAAGACAUUCACAGAUUGUAAACCUCCCAUGGCCAGGCCACUAAAAAGGAGUUGGCCACUUUAGCUAGAGAAGCAAGCCCCACAGAAAGUUGGGGGUAAACCGUUGAUUCCCCACCCCCCUUCUCUUCCUUGAGUGGCCUGGAAGAUCACUUCGCUCCUCGCCGGUGGCCUUUUGCAGAUUCCUGAACCUUAGCAGAUAUCCACAUGUGGCCUUAGGAUUCGGAGCAUCCUAGAUUAAGUUUGAUUCUAGUACACACACGGCCACGAUGCCACGCAGGAUGCUUUCAUGGUGUUUGUGGGAAUUGCUGUGCUUGCUUGGCCAAACUGAAGCCCUUUUGUUAGCCUGAUGCUAGAGCUAUUUGAUCAAGCAACGCCUUUGCCAGAAAACAAGACACCAGCUUAGCAGGCAGGCAAUAGCUAAGCUUGGGGGUUUGGCUUGAAAUAGAUUUUGGGGAAAGGUCCAUGGAGAUUUGAACAACACUUUAUCAGCUAUUGGUGGCAGCUGUGCUUUGCAAGACCCUGUCUAGAAACAUUCUGAUCAUGCAGGCUAAAUACGGUUUGUCACCAUAACUUCCUUGUUGUGUUAAUAUAUACGUGCAAAUGUCCAGCUAACCUGAUUGAAAUGUUUAAGCAACUCGAGACAAUUGCGUAGUUGUCCUCUUUUGACAAGAUAAGAGUGUGUUCUGUGCUUUGCCAGUGGUCUUUGGGGAGGGUCUGGUUAGGUUUGUAACCUACACGGGCUCUCUCUGACCCAUUUUUCACUGAAACUGCCUUGCUAUCAAUAAAAGCAAUUACUUGGAUUAUCAAA
Molecule: messenger RNA, 3678 nt
Organism: Hemicordylus capensis (graceful crag lizard)
Lineage: Eukaryota; Metazoa; Chordata; Lepidosauria; Squamata; Cordylidae
Gene: CFD
Product: complement factor D
Exons: 5
Coding region: 136-909 (257 amino acids)
Biological process (GO): proteolysis
Molecular function (GO): serine-type endopeptidase activity
Source: RefSeq, a predicted model, not a curated record